AUGUCGGCGACACGCAACAUGACCCAAAGCCGCCUACUUCGACUACCUCCUGAAGUCCUUCUCCUCAUGACGGAAGAUGAUUUUCUUGAAUGGGAAGAUCUUUGCAGACUUCGCCAUGUAUGCUGUUUCUUCUUCCACAGUCUGGGUAAGCGAGUGCUCAGGGCCAGAGACCUUUUCUUCUUUCGCAACGCAUGCUUGCACGCUGACGUGGAUAUAUUGAUCGAGUGUCUGAAUAAAGAUGCGAUCCCAACUGGUACCGUUUGGGAAAGUCCUCAUCGUUCAGCAGGGGAUUACGUAGUCGAUGGAUUCCGAGCGGACCAUGGAUACGAGCUUAGUUACUCGGUUAAAAAUACUGGUGAUGCUCCCGGACAUUAUCGUCCUUUCUCUGCGGACCUUCUGUUCAUGGUAUGGGACGCCAAUGAUGCUGGACGUCUUCAAGCAAUUUGCGAUGUCAUCCACUUCGUUGUCGAUAAGGGUAUGAUGUUUCCAAGCUUUCUCGGAUACUCGUUCGAGGCAGAGCGGGAGCCAAUGUGUAGAACUUUGAUAGGAUUUAUAAUGGCUAUUCACUGCCCGGCUUCCAUCCUGAAGCUGUUCUUGAAGCAGCUCCAUGACCAAGGCUUGACCCUGAAGAGUCUCACCAACAAUCAGGUUUAUAAAGGCGAAACCACGGAGACCUCCGCGUUCCUAUGGGAAAUGUUUAGAUACAUUUUCGAUUCACUCCCCCCUAUGUUAGAAGAGGAUGACGGGGAUAUGGCCAGGGUGCUACUCAGACUUGAGGAUCCCAACGGAAUAGCAGACAAUUUCGGGGACAAGGUCAAGGCGCUGAUCGAAUACAACUCUGUUGAUUAUGGCGAAGCGCGGGUCUUGAAAGGUAUUUGGGGAGGUCUUCAGAAGAUGGCGCGCAAAAGAAUCGAACAAGGCUUCCUCGAUUUUGACCAAGACGGGCUCUGGUACUGGCGAGAGCUAAACAUGUCAAUUGCAUAUCUUGCUAUCGAACGGACAGUCCUGACACAAAGGCCUUUGCACAGUCAGGAUCCCCGCCCUAUUCACGCAUUUGAACUCCAUCACCAAGGUUGGUACCCCCCAGAACAGCUAAGCUGGAUGAAAAUGUUUCUUGCAGAACGCAGAGGGAGAAUUGAAGCUUCAAAAUUCGAGGACAGAAGUAUAGGUGAUUGGUGGACCAUGCCCCUUUGCGACUGGGACUUUUUCGUCCCACCACACAAGUUUUCCUGCAAGGGUUAUCGUGAGCACAGGGCAACUGAAGAAGUCUGGUUGAGAAUGAGGGAUGAGGCGCCGGAUCCCAUACCUUGA
Messenger RNA from Fusarium proliferatum ET1, 1311 nucleotides. RefSeq lists its product as uncharacterized. Lineage: Eukaryota; Fungi; Ascomycota; Sordariomycetes; Hypocreales; Nectriaceae. The record is from RefSeq and is a predicted model, not a curated record. Bases 1 to 1311 code for a protein of 436 amino acids. The transcript has 2 exons.